This is a messenger RNA of Chara braunii, 3029 nucleotides long. Lineage: Eukaryota; Viridiplantae; Streptophyta; Charophyceae; Charales; Characeae. The record is from the annotation of a GenBank genome assembly.
CCCAGGAAUGGACGGGUAGCCACUUGUAUGAUCGGCGCGGAACGAAGUACAAGCAGUCGUACACGUCCCUCCUCCAUGAAGGUGCCCAGGAGGACGAAUGCCUCCCCCUUGUGGAUCUCACAUUUGGCCUGCGGAGCGGGAGCCCAUCUUCAGCGACGCGCACUAUGAUCGUCAACCCUUAUCCUGACGACGACGCGGGACAGGUGACAUUGGUCGGCAGGGCCACGAGGGGUGGUACUGUGCCUCAGGAGACGUCGGAGAGGACGAGGGAGCGGCCUAGAGUGCAGGCGAGUUGUGCCCCGUCAGUUCCACGCAGCACCGGCGGUCGUCCUGUGUGGAUGAACCUAACCCCGCCUGCGUUGUCCGAGGGCCGCGACGACGUUCGUCGUGCCGUUGAACGGGGUGUGACUCAGGAAGACUUCCCUUUCAAGGGCGCGCAUGGAGAUGGCAGGCAGGUGUGGAAGGACUCGAGGCAGGAGUUGCGGCGACAGCGAGAAGAGUCAAUAACGCAAGGUGUGCAGCGAUUGCGUGUGGGCGAUCAGGGCGCGCGAGCAGACGGGCCUGGCGGGGGUGGGGACGUGUGGACAGACGGUGACGAAAUUGAGUGCGACGCUGAGGACGACGUCAGCGGUGACGUGCUCCCGUUGCGUGCGCCGAACAUGGGAGGCAGGGGCGGCAGAGGCAGGGCUUCCACGACUACUGGGCGAGGGCGGAAGAGGUCGUCGGCGACUGCAAGUGAUGUGGAAGACAAAUGCGGGAAGAAAUGGGAUAACCUCAUGCAACAAUUCAAAAAGAUCCACAAUUUCAUGGGCAUGUCGAGGAAGGAGGACUUCUUCCAGUUGACAAGUCAGCAAAGGGGAGAUAAAGGAUUCAGCUUCAACAUGGAUCGGGCCGUCUACGAGGAGAUCAAAGGGGUGAAGAAGAGGAGCCACACUAUCAUCCCCACCAAUGUUGCAGACACCGGUGGCGCAGGAGGUGUGCAACUCCCAUCUGCACAGUCGGCGACUCUAGAAUCUGUGGGGGACGGGGAUGCCGCGGGAGAAGGCAACGACGAAGACGACAACUCAGCGCGGGGGGGGUCAGAGUCGCCUGCAAGUCCGGCCGGUUUCGGAAAGAGGAAAAACGUGCGGCAACAGACAUUCGAGGCCCUGAGCGAGUGCAUGGACAAGCAUGGGGCGUUGAUGGAGUCAACGAUGGAGAGCGCGAGCAAGAGGCAAUGCGACACGAUGGAGAGCGCGAGCAAGAGGCAAUGCUCCAUUCAAAUUCGGCAGUGUGAAGCUAUGGAAGCGGAGGUGGAGGUCCAGAAGCAACACUGCGCUGCGUCUAAUGAAGUUAGCAAGCUCAUGUUGGGGGAGACAUCAAGCGAAGAAGGCGAAGGCAUCACGCGGCGGGCUCUGGUGAUCAGGAGGUCCCCGCGGGAAGACUGGGUGACGAAGGCAAGCAGCGGAGAGGAUGACGAUUUCGAAACCGGGGAGGAGACGUUUCACGGAAGGAAAGGGACCUUGCGUGAACAGUCCAUCACGCGAAUGGUGACCGAGGUGGAAGGCGUCGACGGUGGUAAAGAUGGGGCUCGUGGGGUUGUGCGUGCCAGGGAUGAGGGGGGCGGCGACAUGGAAGGCGAUGUUCCAGGCAGGGACGAGCGCGGGCAGCAGGCGACCCCUGCCAUGCGCAACACCAUCUCGUCGAAGGACGUCCACGUCGCCCAAGAAAGUGAUAGACAGGCGCCAAUGCGGGCGCCUUCAAACCCGGCGACGCCCGCAUCAGGACAGGCUCGAAGGGAUGAAGGGGCGGCGGCGAUUGCGGCGGCGAGGGGACAGGUGACCAUGCGAAAUCCCGCGAAGGAUGCCGUAGUGGUGGCUGGCGGUGGAGAUACAUCGGCGGGGGGCGUGGGGGGCGGUGGUGGCGACGACCGUGUUGAUGCUGCUGACGACGAUCCCCUCAUCAACAGGCAGAGGCGCUCCGUCGCUCCGCCAAGUUUGGAGGUGAAAGCAAGACUGUUCGUGAACGAUCUGCGUUUCUGGAACGAAACGGAGGGCCACGGGAUGUUCAAGAUCAUCCAGGAGACGCGCUUAUACCUCGUUUCCAUUGCCAAGGGUGUGAAGCCGCCUGAGAUCAGGAAAUCCGUCGUCAUGCCAAACUCCACGAUCCCUCUACAGAAGCUGGAAGACGAGUCGGAGUUGGGGGCCGCCAAGGAGAGGGCGUCCUGGGUGCAGACCAUCGCUUUACACAUCAUCCAUGGGUGGAUCUUCAAGUCCCCCAGUCGCGCGCGUGGGUAUCACUGCUCCUACGGCUAUGUGCUCAACCACGUCGCCACAGAUCUCGCCCGCGCCAUCUGGUAUGGAAAGAACUGGCGGGUAUGUGUGAGUCCGGCGGUUGUCCAUAACACUUUGGAGCUUCAAAUGAAGCUUCCCAUCUGGUUCGUAGGUGGCGUCAUACAGGACAGGCACGAGGACGAUGAGAUGGCGUCGUAUCAGGAGUCUACAACGCAGCGUCUGGUGGGAGCUUUCACGAACGCUGUCGAUGUGUGGGAGGGUGUAGACGGCGGGCGGAUAUCGUACGACAGGCUGAAGAAUGUGGCACACGACAUGCGCCUUUUGUUGUCUGCCGCCAUGUGGGUGAUGCGGAUGGCGGGAGAUAAUCUCCGUUCCCACUAUGAGGCGUCUCAUCUCGUGGAGCUUAUUGCGAAACUGACGCUCAUUGCGUCGCUACAUCGCUCCUUCGACGCGCGCCGCCAUGUUCUCCAAUGUGUGAACGCAGUGACGGAGAAAAUGGGGAAGCCCCCCAUGACGUUGGUCGACCCUCCGAUGUACAUCCCCGACUGGGUAUCGUGUGGGGUUACGUUCUACAACGACGCGACGUUGACGACUCCUGAACACGCCAGGAGACUAGAUUGGUUAGGGACAGGACCGCCUGACGUCGAUGACGAAGAAGACGAGAAGGACGAUGGCAGAGAGCCGUGAACGUAGUCCUGAGGAGGUGCUUGGAGAGGCAGACGUGGUUCUUGUCGGCGCCGCGCUUUGCCGAACGCU